AUGCAGGUUAUCUAUCUAUCUAUCUAUCUAUCUAUCUAUCUAUCUAUCUAUCUGGAUGUUUAUGUGUGUCUGUAUCUCUCUCUCUCUCUCUCUCUCUCUCUCUCUCUCUCUCUCUCUCUCUCUGUUCAUAUCCAUCUAUCUCUGUAUAUACGUAUGUAUCCCUCAGAAAACGAUCACUAUCCGGAUUACUUCGGAAGUGUUCUUUUUCGUAACAUUAUAAUCUAUUUCUUUCAUAUCUAUCUAUCUGGUACUCUAUCUAUCUAUCUAUCUAUCUAUCUAUCUAUCUAUCUAUCUAUCUAUCUAUCUGGUACUCUAUCUAUCUAUCUAUCUAUCUAUCUAUCUAUCUGGUACUCUAUCUAUCUAUCUAUCUAUCCAUCUGGUACUCUAUCUGGUACUCUAUCUAUCUAUCUAUCUAUCUAUCUAUCUAUCUAUCUAUCUAUCUAUCUAUCUAUCUAUCUAUCUAUCUGGUACUCUAUCUAUUUACUUUACUUUCAUUUAUCUCAUGUAUUCAUUCUGUUUUCAAUCAGUAUGAUAUUUUCUUUCUUUCUCUCUGUCUCUCUUUCCAUAUUACGCUCUUCCUGA
This is a messenger RNA of Acanthosepion pharaonis, 582 nucleotides long. Lineage: Eukaryota; Metazoa; Mollusca; Cephalopoda; Sepiida; Sepiidae. The record is from the annotation of a GenBank genome assembly.